This is a messenger RNA of Salvelinus namaycush (lake trout), 2729 nucleotides long. RefSeq names its product tuftelin interacting protein 11 (gene tfip11). The transcript has 15 exons. Gene Ontology annotation, molecular function: nucleic acid binding. Gene Ontology annotation, cellular component: U2-type post-mRNA release spliceosomal complex. Bases 61 to 2586 code for a protein of 841 amino acids. The record is from RefSeq and is a predicted model, not a curated record. Gene Ontology annotation, biological process: spliceosomal complex disassembly. NCBI's taxonomy places the organism in Eukaryota, Metazoa, Chordata, Actinopteri, Salmoniformes, Salmonidae.
GUCCAUAUAUUUUUGCGUUCAUCGAUAGUUGCAACAACUGAGCAGUUCAGAGACCCAGCCAUGUCUAUGUCCCACCUGUACGGACGGCAGGGAGAGGAGGAGGAUGAGGGGGUGGAGGUAGAGAAGUUUGAGGUGACCGAAUGGGACCUGGCCAAUGAGUUUAACCCGGAGCGCCGCAGACACAGACAGACCAAAGAAGAGGCUGUCUAUGGCAUCUGGGCAGAGAGGGGAGACUCCGACGAUGAGAGACCCAGCUUCGGAGGGAAGAGGUCUAAGGACUACUCUGCCCCUGUGAGUUUUGUGAGUGCUGGGCUGCGCAAGUCUGCAGCAGAGGAGAAGCAACAGCAGCAGAUAGGUGGAGGGUCAGAUGACUCUGACAAUGACAACACUCCUCCUGCCCAACCCCCACCCCGCGACACUGCACCUAAGAAACUGCAGACGGGCGGUAAUUUCCGUGGCAAUAGCCAGUCCCAGAGGACGGGGUUUGCGGCCGGUAUCCGAGCUGGAGGAGACUUGGGCACUUGGGAGAAACACACCAAGGGGAUUGGCCAGAAACUCCUCCAGAAGAUGGGCUAUGUACCAGGGAAAGGACUGGGGAAGAACGCCCAGGGUAUUUUGAACCCCAUCGAGGCGAAGCUUCGGAAGGGAAAGGGGGCGGUGGGCGCCUACGGCAACGAGAGAACCAAACAGUCACUACAGGACUUCCCUGUGGUUGACUCCGAGGAGGAGGAGGAGAAGGAGUUCCAGAGGGAGCUAGGUCAGUGGCGUAGGGACCCUGCAGGUGGUGGAGGGAAGAAGAAACCAAAGUAUUCCUACAGGACUGUAGAGGAGCUGAAGGCUAAAGGCAAGCUAGCUGGACGGACCACACAGACACCCGCUGGAGAACUGGCUCAGGUCAAGGUGAUAGAUAUGACAGGCAGGGAACAGAAGGUGUAUUACAGUUACAGUCAGAUGACUAACAAACUCAGUGUACCAGAGGAGGCUCCACUGAGCGUGGCCACACGUGAGCAGAAGACGUCUGGCUUUGCCCUGCCAGAGCUGGAACACAACCUGCAACUACUGAUCGACCUGACUGAACAAGACAUACUACAGUCCUCACGGCGUCUGCAGCAUGAGCGUGAUGUGGUGGUGACUCUAAGCCACGAGAGCUCCGGUCUGCAGACGAGGAUCGGGACGGAACGGGAUGCCAUCCAGAGGCUAGAGGCAGUACUGCAGCUGGUGGAUCGCUUUCAGAGCGGGGAGACUGCACCUGGGGUAGGACCCAGCCUGCAGGAGUGUGCUGGCGUUUUUGAGACUCUACAGAGUGAGUUCUAUGAGGAGUACAAGACUUUAGGUUUGGGAGAUCUGGCUGCAGCUGUAGUACAUCCACUACUCAGAGAGAAACUACGCACAUGGGAUCCUCUCAAGGACAGUUCAUAUGGUCUGGAGGAGGUGGGUCAGUGGCGAGCCAUCCUGGAGUCUGAUCAGCUUCACCACGCCAACGCCCCUGAAGCACACAUGGACCCCUACCACAGGCUGCUGUGGGAGGUGUGGAUCCCUGUGCUGCGAGUGUGUGUGUCGGGGUGGCAGCCUCGUAUGGUAGGACCCAUGGUGGACUGUGUGGAGGUCUGGGCCCCUCUGCUGCCCCUCUGGAUACUAAACCACCUCCUGGAACAACUCCUCUUCCCCAGGCUGCAGAGAGAGGUGGAUAGCUGGAACCCCCUGACCGACACAGUGCCCAUCCACUCCUGGCUCCACCCCUGGCUGCCUCUGCUCCAAUCACGGCUGGAGCCUCUCUACCCGCCCAUCCGCAGUAAACUGGCCAAUGCGCUGCAGCGCUGGCACCCGAGUGACGGCUCCGCCCGCCUCAUCCUCCAACCAUGGAGAGACGUGUUCACGCCCGGUGCCUGGGAGGCCUUCAUGGUCAAAAACAUAAUCCCUAAACUAGCUCUGUGUCUGGGGGAGCUGGUAAUAAAUCCUCACCAGCAGCAGAUGGAGCCGUUCAAUUGGGUGUUGGACUGGGAGGGCAUGCUGUCUCCCUCCAGCCUCGUAUCACUGCUGGACAAACACUUCUUCUCCAAGUGGCUACAGGUGCUGUGUUCGUGGCUCAGUAACAGUCCUAACUAUGAGGAGAUUACAAAGUGGUACCUGGGCUGGAAGUCCAUAUUCAGUGAUGCUGUUCUGGCUCAGCCACUCGUUAAGGACAAGUUCAACGAAGCUCUGGACAUCAUGAACCGCGCUGUCUCCUCUGGCCUUGGUGGGGGGUACAUGCAGCCUGGUGCCCGUGAGAACAUAGCAUACCUCACACACACAGAGCGUCGUAAAGACUUCCAGUACGAGGCUCUGCAGGAGCGCCGGGAUGCUGAGAGCGUGGCGCAGCGAGGCAUCGGUGCCAGCCUGCCCACCAACUUCAAAGACCUGAUCCAGACCAAGGCUGAGGAGAACAACAUUGUCUUCAUGCCGCUGGUUGCCAAACGCCACGAGGGCAAACAGCUGUACACCUUUGGACGUAUCGUCAUCUACAUAGACAGAGGAGUGGUCUUCGUACAGGGAGAGAAGACCUGGGUCCCUACGUCCCUACAGAGUCUCAUAGAUAUGGCCAAGUGAUAGAGGGAGUACAUAGAGAUGGAGAUAAGGUGAAUGCUGUGUAGAGGCAGCACGCUUGUCAUUUGUUUGUAAUAAGUUUGAUAUUCAGCUGGUGAUCACUGAAAUAUGUAAUUGGAACCAUGAAUAAAUGAUUUGACUUUCUA